Messenger RNA from Lotus japonicus, 2179 nucleotides. RefSeq lists its product as uncharacterized. The record is from RefSeq and is a predicted model, not a curated record. The transcript has a single exon. The coding region runs from base 927 to 1865 and encodes 312 amino acids. Gene Ontology annotation, cellular component: membrane. Lineage: Eukaryota; Viridiplantae; Streptophyta; Magnoliopsida; Fabales; Fabaceae.
CCAGGGCCACAACCAACAGUGACAUACACUGCUUUCUGCUUUUUGUGUGUUGUGUUUGUGUUUUCUUCUGCUUCUCAUUCUCAUCUCACCAGAGAGAGAGAGAGAGAGAGUUUGAGGUUGUUCCUUCUUCCACCUUAUCUUCCACUCUCUUGAUUGGUUCUUGCAUUCCUCUUCUGCACUGUGUGGAGCCAAAUUGCAAAACAAGAACAACAAGUUGAAGAAGAAGAAGAAGAAGAAGAAGAAGAAAUCAAUGGAAUCCAGCUGAGCAUCAUCAUUCAUUGAUUCAUUCAUGUAAUGGGGUAUGACUCUGCAGAUUCAUCUUCAGCUACCAGGAACCUAGAUUGUGAGUGAAGUGAAGUUUGAAGCUCACAGUGAGUGUUAACUGUUAAUUUAAUGCUGUUUUGUUCUUCAAUUCAGCUCCAUCUUCUAGAAAUUUCUGGUUCUGAAAUCCAUGAACAUGUGUGUAUAUUUUAGGGCUUUCAGCUUUCAAGUGUUUUAGCUGCCAAAUUGCCAAUCAAAACCCAAAUGCAAUUCCCUUUGUCAUUGUGCUAGUUCAUCAUAAUUGAGAAGAAUUAGGGUAGUGAAAUGCAAAUUAAAUGCCCACAAUUAGAACCAAUUAAGAUUCCUAAAUUGUUGCCUUUUCUGUGAGUGAGGGGAAUCGUUGCAACGGUUAAAACCUUCAAAGUUUGCUGCUUUUUCAAUCAACACACCCUUUGGGAAAGAAAGAAAGAAGGAAUAUUGUUCUUUAUAUAUAGUACCCUACCCGUUGAUUUUGCAAACAAGACCUAGAAACGUGGCUGCUACUACUUAAACCCCUUUUCAGGUGAUUUCAAUUUUUUAAUCAUCCACUCUGAAUUUCAUCAGCCAUUGUUCCUUUUGAUUGAGGGGUUGUUGUUGAGUAAAAUAUAUAUCUCUAACAAGCAUCGAUGGGGCUUCUCGUUCGGAGUCUCGCGGUGCUUGUUCUUGUUCUUCUAUGGUGUCAUUCAUUCCCCCAUGUUAGGGCUCAGUCUAGCAGCCAAGCCAAGUCCCUUGAUGUAAUUCUUCAAGAAUAUGCCUACAGAGGUUUGGGCAAGCCGAAAACCGGUACUGUUUAUGAUGGAACUCAGCUUCUUCCUUCGAAUUUGACUGGUGUUAAGGUUGCUGCAUUGAGGUUAAGGAGUGGCAGUUUAAGGAGAUAUGGUGUUGCAGUGUACAAUGAGUUUCAAAUUCCCGAGGGAAUCAUUGUGAGUCCUUAUGUGAAAAGGAUUGUUUUGGUCUACCAGAAUUUGGGUAAAUUGUCCACUAGGUACUACCCUUUGCCUAAUUAUACUUACCUGGCUCCUGUCCUGGGAUUGCUCGCAUAUGAUGCUUCGGAUUUGUCAGCUACCGGUUUACCGGAACUGCAUAUAACUGCUUCCCGUGACCCUGUAAAAGUCAAGUUCCAGGAUGUGAAAGCUGCUCCUCACGGUGCCGUUGCGAAAUGUGUCUGGUUUGAUUUACAGGGUUCUUCCAAUUUCAGCAAUGUAACAGGAGGCGACACAUGCUCUACCUCAAGACAGGGUCAUUACUCUAUAGUGGUUGAGUCCACUGCUCCCUCUCCGGUUCCUGCUCCGACUCCGGUACCGAGUGCUAAAAAGGAGAGCAAGAGUAACAAGAAAGUUUGGAUUAUUGUAGGCUCUGUCCUUGGUGGAUUGCUAUUGCUGGUGCUAUUGUAUUUACUAAUUGUGUGGGUGGUCAAGUACAUGAGAAACAAGAAAAUACAGCAGAUGGAAAGAUCUGCAGAUAUGGGUGAAGCUCUUCACAUGGCCUCUGUCGGGGAUACAAAAGCACCGGCCGCAACAGUUACUCGAACACAACCUACCCUUGAACAUGAAUAUGCACCCUGACAUAUUCUUUGUGUAUAAUCUUCCAGUUGCUGUCCUUCCUCAAUCCAGUCAUAUGCAAAGCUCAAUAACCGUGUUCAGAAAAACUCUUCCAAAACACACCUUUUUUUGGUGUCGCCGACUCGCUGCUUCUCCUUAUUUGCUUAGGCUCUUGGUUAGUUUAUACCUGUGGUAAUAUAAUUUUUUUGUGUAAAUCUGUUUAUCUCCUUUACUAUGAUUCGUUGUGGUGUGAAUGUUGCAGCCAAAAGUGAUUCUAUAUGUGAUGAAUUCAGGUUUUUCUCAUUGACAAGGAAUAAAAAUGUGACACCUUUGAUGUA